Messenger RNA from Eurypyga helias (sunbittern), 997 nucleotides. RefSeq names its product focal adhesion kinase 1-like. The transcript is spliced from 5 exons. The annotation marks the transcript as partial. NCBI's taxonomy places the organism in Eukaryota, Metazoa, Chordata, Aves, Eurypygiformes, Eurypygidae. The record is from RefSeq and is a predicted model, not a curated record.
GGGUUAGCUGCAGCGAGACGAGAUGACUGCUCUGCUUUUUAGAAGUGACAUGGAUUUUUUCGGGCUGAGUAAGGAAAAGCAGAGUUCUCGUCUCCAACCAAGCAGGAAUUUAUUCUUGAAAUAGGCAGUAAAGUUCCAAGAUUAGAAUAGAUUGCUGGAGCUGAUCUCAUCCCCUGCAUGAGUAAUUCUGGGUGGUUAUUUCACAGACUGAGCAGGAGAUUACAAACUCAGAACCUAGCUUUGUUUCUGGAAACUCUUGAGUGAUAAAGAAGCUGGAAUCGCUCCUUCACAGGAUUACCCUGGGAUAUCGAUGUGUAAAUAACCUGCCCUGCUCAAGUCUCCAGACUAUCCCUGUAGCGUGCAGCUCCAGCGAAUUCGCAGUUCCCUGUUUCAAAGCUUUAUUCUGAGUAUUUUUCGAAUGGCAAAUAUCCAACAUUAAUAAUCCACAUAGCAGAACUGGGAGGAGGCUGCUGUGGGGGCAGCAGUAUCACGUUGAACUUCAAACAGUCUUUAGUAGUCAGAACAGUGUACAAUACUGGAGGAAGAGAAGCUGCAGCAAGAAGAACGAAUGAGAAUGGAAUCCAGGCGACAAGUCACAGUAUCCUGGGACUCUGGAGGAUCAGAUGAAGCUCCUCCCAAGCCCAGUAGGCCUGGUUACCCCAGCCCAAGAUCCAGUGAAGGGUUUUAUCCAAGUCCACAGCAUAUGGUACAGCCAAACCAUUACCAGGUGUCUGGCUACCCUGGCUCUCACGGGAUACCAGCCAUGGCAGGCAGCAUUUAUCCUGGGCAGGCUUCUCUCUUGGAUCAAGCAGAUUCCUGGAACCAUAGGCCUCAAGAAAUAUCAGUGUGGCAACCAAACAUGGAGGAUCCGGGCACUUUGGACGUACGAGGAAUGGGCCAGGUUCUACCCACACAUCUUAUGGAGGAGAGAUUGAUACGACAACAACAAGAGAUGGAAGAAGACCAGCGUUGGCUUGAAAAAGAGGAACGAUUCCUG